This is a messenger RNA of Hypomesus transpacificus, 1872 nucleotides long. Its product is annotated as cytochrome P450 4V2. Gene Ontology annotation, molecular function: heme binding; iron ion binding; monooxygenase activity. The record is from RefSeq and is a predicted model, not a curated record. NCBI's taxonomy places the organism in Eukaryota, Metazoa, Chordata, Actinopteri, Osmeriformes, Osmeridae. The coding region runs from base 39 to 1595 and encodes 518 amino acids. The transcript has 11 exons.
GAGUUUGUCCUUACUAUUGUGCUGCACACUAAGCAGGCAUGUCGAUUUUACACGGGACUUACACGCUGGGCCUUUUAACGGUUGGCGCCUUCGUCGCUAUAUUGACAUACUACACUUACAAACUGCUUAGCAGCUACUUGUACAAAUGGCAUGAGAUGAAGCCUAUCCCGGAGAUAGGGGGAGCAUUACCCUUUGUAGGGAACGCACUGCAGUUUGAAGCCAACGCUGGAGAUAUAUUACGUCAGCUUGUCGACUGCACAAUCCAGUUCAAGGACUCUCCACUGCUAAAAAUCUGGAUUGGACCAGUGCCAUUCCUAAUUUUGUUCCAUGCUGAAAACAUUGAGACGCUGUUGAACAACCCAAUUCACAUGGAUAAGGCCUACGCAUACAAGUUCCUCCAUCCAUGGCUGGGAACUGGGCUUCUCACCAGCACAGGGGACAAGUGGCGGCGGCGGCGCAAGAUGCUGACCCCCACCUUCCACUUCUCCAUUCUGACAGAGUUUCUGGAGGUGAUGAACGAGCAGGCCGAGGUCCUGGUGGAAAAGCUGGAGAAGGAGGCAGGAAAAGGGCCCUUCAACUGCUUUAACCACGUCACUCUCUGUGCCCUUGAUAUUAUAUGUGAGACAGCCAUGGGCAAGAAAAUAUAUGCCCAGAGCAACUAUGACUCGGAGUAUGUCCGCUGCGUGUACAAGAUGAGUGACAUCAUCACUCGGAGACAGAGGAUGCCCUGGUACUGGCCAGACUUCAUUUACAACUAUUUUGGCGAGGGCCGGGAGCAUGACAACACUCUCAAGGUCCUCCACUCCUUCACCUCCAAUGUGAUAUCGGAGAGGGCAGAAUACAUCACCUAUAAUGAGUCAGACAGUGAAUCAGACCAGGGCAUGAGGAAGAGAAGAGCAUUUCUUGACAUGCUCCUGAAAACCACGGAUGAGGAUGGUAACAAGUUGACAAACCAAGACAUCCAGGAGGAAGUGGACACCUUCAUGUUUAGGGGCCACGACACUACAGCUGCCGCCGUGAACUGGGCCAUUCAUUUACUGGGCUCCCAUCCCGAGGUUCAGAGAAAAGUUCAACAAGAGCUUAAGGAGGUUUUUGGUGAGUCGGAUCGGCCAAUCAACACUGAAGAUCUGAAGAAGCUCAGGUAUCUGGAGUGUGUGGUCAAGGAGUCCCUGCGUUUGUUCCCCUCCGUGCCAUUCUUUGCCCGUAGGAUCUGUGAAGAGUGCCACAUCAAUGGUUUUAAGGUGCCCAAAGGUGCCAAUGCCAUCAUCAUACCCUAUGCCCUCCACCGCGACGCACGCCACUUCCCAAAUCCUGAAGAAUUCCGUCCGGAGCGUUUCCUGCCUGAGAAUUCUGUUGGGAGGCAUCCAUACGCAUUCAUUCCUUUUUCUGCUGGGCUCCGGAACUGUAUUGGUCAGCGCUUUGCUAUGAUGGAGGAGAAGGUUAUCCUGGCAUCCAUCUUCCGUAACUUCAAUGUUGAUGCAUGUCAGAAGCGUGAGGACCUCCGCCCACUAGGGGAGCUCAUCCUCCGUCCAGAGAAAGGAAUCUGGAUCCAACUGCAGAGGAGGUCUCCUCGUCCAGACACGCAACGCUACUAGAGCCCUGUCCAGAACCACCGCUAACGGGGUCAAGCACUGGAAUGUAGUAUAACUGGGCAGUGUUUAUUUUAGAGUAAUUGAAUACAUACUGCUAGCUGUUUACGUAAGAUCUCAGUUGAAAGAUAAUGCAAUAACCAUGUAACUGGUGGCCAGACCCAUCUGCCAGAGCCAAUAAAACAUGAACUGGCAGAUUUGUCUGGUUCCCAGGGAAACCUUACUUUUGUACUGUGCUUAAACUACAUAUAACCAUUGACUUGAUAAAUUAGAAUUCUUCCAU